Molecule: messenger RNA, 1731 nt
Organism: Paraphaeosphaeria sporulosa
Lineage: Eukaryota; Fungi; Ascomycota; Dothideomycetes; Pleosporales; Didymosphaeriaceae
Product: MFS transporter-like protein
Exons: 4
Coding region: 1-1731 (576 amino acids)
Biological process (GO): transmembrane transport
Molecular function (GO): transmembrane transporter activity
Source: RefSeq, a predicted model, not a curated record
AUGCGAAACGAGACUGAAUUAGACGUUAUCGAACCCUCGAGCCGGGGUACAUUAGCCCCACUCUAUCAGGAACCCGAUGCCGCAUCUACGGGAUCGAAGUUGGAGAGAAACAUUACUGCUGUGUCAAACGAUGGCAGAAGGAGAGGGAAGUGGCAGGUGGCUGCCAUUCUAACAGCGCUUUUUCUUUCCCUUUUCGUUGCUGCUCUGGACGCGACGAUCAUCGCAACGGCCGCGCCAACCAUCUCUGCCGACCUUCAGUCUUCUGCUGGCUACACAUGGAUUGGCGCCGCCUAUCUUCUUGCCAAUGCAUCCUCGGGACCAAUUUGGGCCAAGUUGUCUGACAUUUGGGGACGGAAGCCGAUUGUCCUAGCAGCUCUGGCAAUCUUUUUCGGGGCUUCCGUGGUCUGUGCUACGGCGAAGACUAUGAUGGCAUUGAUCGUUGGGAGAGCCUUCCAAGGUAUGGCUGGUGGAGGUCUGAUCUUGCUGGUGCACGUUUGCAUCAGUGACUUGUUUAGCAUGAGGGUGCGCGGUCUGAUCAUGGGAUUCACCGAAGGCAUCUGGGCGAUUGCUGGCGGCGUCGGGCCAAUCUUGGGAGGUGCCUUCGCCUCCCUUGUUUCCUGGCGAUGGUGUUUUUACAUCAACCUGCCCGUCUGCGGUAUUGCUGCCAUCCUCAUUAUCCUCUUCCUCGACAUCCGCCACGAGCACACCUCUUUCUUCGAAGGCAUUCGCGCAAUCGACUGGACAGGCAUUGUCACCUUCCUCGCCUUCACUCUCAUGGUCCUCCUGGGGCUCAAUUUCGGUGGUGCCAUUUUCCCUUGGGACUCCGCAAAGGUAAUCGCCCUGCUCGUGGUGGGUAGCCUCAUGAUCUUCGCCUUCGUCUAUAGCGAGACCAAGAUCGCGAAGUACCCUUUGAUACCCAUGGACCUCUUCAAAAACCGCUCCUGCGUCGCCGCCCUCGGCGUCGUCACCUUCCACGGUUUCGUCUUCAUAUCCGCCGAGUACUACUUGCCUCUCUACCUGCAAAGCGUCAUGGAGCUCAACCCCUUGAAGUCCGGACUCCUCCUACUACCCUUCAUCGUUCCCGGCUGCAUUGCCGGCGUUAUCUGCGGCGUAAUCAUCCACCGCACUGGGCAUUUCCGCCCCAUCAUCUGGGUGGGCAGCGUCCUCCUCUGUCUCGGCUUCGGACUCCUCAUUUCCCUCGAUGCGAACGCAGCUAUCGGGCCCUUGGUGGCCUUCCUCGUCGUCGCCGGCCUCGGCUCCGGCGUCCUCUUCGAAGCCCCCCUCAUCGCAGUCCAGUCACAGGUCGAGCAGAAAGACGUCGCGACCGCGACUUCCACCCUCUCCUUCAUCCGCAACAUGUCGCUCACCGUCUCCGUCGUCAUCGGUGGCACCAUCUUUCAAAACUCCAUGGACAACCGCGCGGGGUUCUUGAAGGCUGCUGGGCUGCCGCAGGACGCGCUGGAUAAAUUGGCGGGCGAGAGCGCGAUGGCCAAUGUGCAUCUGCCGAGCACAUUUCAGAAUAAGGCGUGGGAGCAGGCGGCGAAGGAGGCAUUCGCGUAUGCGACGAGGAAUAUGUGGAUUACGUAUGCGGCGUUUGCGGGGCUGGGGGUUGUGGCAAGUGUGUUCGUGGGAAAUGCGCAUUUGAGCAGUGACCAUGUUGAGACUGUCACGGGAUUGAGGAAGGAGAAGGGGGCGGAAGGUGAGAUUGGGGCUGAGCCUGGGCACGUGUAG